Messenger RNA from Oppia nitens, 2057 nucleotides. RefSeq names its product phenylalanine--tRNA ligase beta subunit-like (gene beta-PheRS). Gene Ontology annotation, biological process: phenylalanyl-tRNA aminoacylation. The transcript has 14 exons. Bases 190 to 1977 code for a protein of 595 amino acids. NCBI's taxonomy places the organism in Eukaryota, Metazoa, Arthropoda, Arachnida, Sarcoptiformes, Oppiidae. Gene Ontology annotation, molecular function: phenylalanine-tRNA ligase activity; magnesium ion binding; ATP binding. The record is from RefSeq and is a predicted model, not a curated record. Gene Ontology annotation, cellular component: phenylalanine-tRNA ligase complex; cytoplasm.
GUAUUAAAGUAUGUGUUGUAUUGACGACACGUUUUGUAUUUUAUUAUUUUGAAUUCAUAUUCACUAUUGAUUUCAAUGGUAAAUGUGAUGCAAUCGAUCAGUUAGUUUACCACAAGAUUUUUGUUGUUAUAUCAGUGGAUCAGCUAUAAAGUGAUAGUCUUAAGAUAAAUAUCUAAUCAUUGAAAUACAAUGCCCACAAUCAACAUCAAUAGGGAUCUAUUGUUUCAACGAUUGGGACAAGUCUUCACUGAAGAUGAGUUCAAUGAUCUUUGUUUUGAUUUUGGCAUCGAAUUGGAUGAAGUGACAUCGGAGAAGCAAAUCAAAGCCAAAGAACAGGGAACCGAUCGGGCAAAAGGCGCCUCAGAGGAUGUCAUCUACAGGAUUGAGAUACCGGCCAAUCGGUAUGACCUGCUCUGUGUCGAAGGUCUUACCCGAGCGCUUCUCAUAUUUCUGGGAAAAUCUGAAAUACCAGAGUAUCGAUCGGUUAGGCCAUCGAAAGGAGAGUUACAACAGUUGAUUGUAUUGCCAAACACAAUGCAGGUGAGACCCUUUGCUGUGGCAGCUAUUCUUCGAGGAGUAAAAUUCAAUCAACAAAUUUAUGAUAGUUUUAUUGAUUUACAAGAAAAACUUCAUCAAAACCUUUGCAGAAAACGAACUCUGGUAGCUAUCGGUGCCCAUGAUUUGGACAAAUUGAAGGGUCCCUUCUAUUAUGACGCCCGAGUGCCCAAUGAUAUCAAAUUCAAACCGUUAAAACAGACCAAAGAGUAUACGGCCACACAACUGAUGGACUUAUAUCAGACGGACGACCAUUUGCGACCAUUUCUGCAUAUUAUUAGAGAUAGUCCCGUAUAUCCAGUAAUUUACGACCAAAACAAUGUCAUACUAUCGAUGCCUCCCAUUAUCAAUGGUGAUUAUAGUAAAAUAACAUUGAAUACGGAAAACAUAUUCAUUGAGAUGACAGCAACUGAUCUAAAUAAAGCUAAACUAUGUUUGGAUACAUUUGUUUCAAUGUUUAGUGAAUAUUGUGAACCAAAGUUUACUGUGGAAAGUGUUGAAGUAACCCAUUCCGAUACAUCCCGUACCGUAUAUCCCGUUUUGAACUAUCGUGAGGAGACUAUUACUGUUGAUUAUGUCAAUAGCCAUUUGGGCAUAAAACAAACUCGGGAACAGAUUGCCGUUUUACUCAACCGUAUGAGUUUGGGCGCCGAACUGCUUGAUGACCAGCGAUUGAAAGUACGAAUACCGCCCAUACGUCAGGACAUACUCCAUGCGUGCGAUAUUCUCGAAGAUGCGGGCAUUGCCUACGGUUACAAUAACAUUGAGUUUACAAUACCGAAAGCCCAGACCAUCGGCCACCAGUACUUUCCCAAUAAGGUGUCCGAUCAGCUCCGGAAUGAGAUCGCCCGAUGCGGUUAUACCGAAGUUCUUACCUUUUCGCUGUGUUCUCGCGAUGACAUUGCCGACAAAAUGCGACGAAAGGAUGCUCUCGCAAAGGCCGUCCACAUAGCCAACCCAAAGACACUGGACUUUCAAGUGGCCCGAACCUCCCUAUUGCCCGGACUGCUCAAAACGUUAUACUCUAACAAAAAAGUAGCCUUACCUUUGAAAAUAUUCGAAGUUUCCGAUAUAGUACUCAAAGAUAAUAACCAAGAGGUCGGCGCCCGAAAUGAACGCUAUUUGGCUGCCGUUUACUAUAACAAAACGCCCGGUUUUGAGGUAAUUCACGGACUAAUGGACCGAAUACUACACGUACUGGAGAUUCGUUUUAAUCCACUGAAGACAGGCGACGGAUAUUUUAUCCGUUCGGCUAAUGAUUCCCGUUUUCUAUCCGGCCGUUGUGCCGAAGUGGUGGUCAACAAUAAGGUGGUCGGAAUAAUGGGUGUUUUGCAUCCGGAAGUGAUUACUAACUUUGAUUUAGUACAGCCGUGCUCUGCAUUGGAGCUAUCAUUGGAAAGUCUAAUUAAAAUGGAUUAUUAAUUUAUAAGAAGUUUUUUUUAUUAAAAAAAAUUAUAUAACUAUUAAUUUUUUAAAAAUAAUUAUUGACCAAUAAAUUUAAU